UCCACUCUACCCUUUUCAACGGUUUCAAGACUCUUUUAAGUCUCAACUUCUCUCUCUAUGACCCAUUUCUCUCUGACUGCGAAAUCCCAAUUACCUCCAUAGCUUCUCCGUUCUGCUCACGCAAACUCUCUCACUGUCUCGCUAUAAAUAUAACUAGACAAAGAAGAAGGACAACAACAAAAAUUAUGGAGUCCGAUUUGAUAGAAACAAUGGAGUCCAAAGCUAACGGUCCCAAAGAGGAAGAGAAUCGGAGUCGGGUUAUCGAUGGACCGACCAAUCCAAUGGUGACACCUCUUCUCACAGAUCUCUAUCAGUUCACUAUGGCCUAUGCUUACUGGAAAGGCGGCAAGCAGAACGAACGAGCCGUAUUUGAUUUAUAUUUUCGGAAGAACCCCUUUGGCGGUGAAUAUACAGUUUUUGCUGGUCUAGAAGAGUGCAUAAAGCUCAUUGCUAAUUUUAAUAUGACAGAGGAGGAGAUUGCUUUUAUCCAGGCGUCCUUGCCUAGCACAUGUGAGGAUGGCUUCUAUGAGUAUCUUAGAGGAAUUGAUUGUUCUGAUGUUGAAGUAUAUGCUGUUCCGGAGGGAUCUGUUGUUUUCCCAAAGGUACCCUUGCUGAGAGUUGAAGGGCCAAUAGCUGUCGUUCAACUGUUAGAAACUCCAUUUCUAACUCUUAUAAAUUAUGCAUCAUUAGUUGCUACUAAUGCAGCAAGGCAUCGUUUUGUUGCUGGAAAAUCAAAGCUUCUACUUGAGUUUGGGCUUCGACGCGCUCAGGGGCCUGAUGGUGGAAUUGGGGCAUCAAAAUAUUGCUAUAUUGGAGGAUUUGAUGCGACAAGCAAUGUUGCAGCUGGGAGGUUAUUUGGGAUACCACUCCGUGGGACACAUUCCCAUGCUUUUGUUAGCUCGUUCAUGAGCCCUGAUGAGAUCAUAGACAAGUCACUUCGGAGUUGUGAUGGUUCAAGUGCUUGCGAGGAUUUUGUUAGUCUGGUGCAAGCAUGGCUAAGCAAAAUAAAGUGGUCACAUGUAUCUCGUGGCAUUUUUUCUGAGACAAAUCAGAGCGAGUUAGCAGCUUUCACCUCAUAUGCCCUAGCGUUCCCUAGAAAUUUUCUAGCUCUUGUAGACACAUAUGAUGUCCUGAAGAGUGGAAUACCUAAUUUUUGUGCAGUUGCUCUGGCACUAAAUGAUUUGGGGUACAAAGCAGUAGGUAUUAGGUUAGACUCUGGUGACCUUGCAUAUUUGUCUUGUGAGGCACGGAAAUUCUUUUGCACUAUCGAAAAGGAACUCAGAGUGCCUGGUUUUGGGAAGCUGAAUAUUACUGCUAGUAAUGACCUUAAUGAGGAAACUUUAGAUGCUUUAAACAAACAGGGUCACGAGGUUGAUGCAUUUGGAAUUGGAACCUACUUGGUUACAUGCUAUGCUCAAGCCGCUUUAGGUUGUGUUUUCAAGCUUGUGGAAAUAAACAAUCAGCCUCGUAUCAAACUUUCUGAAGAUCUUUCAAAGGUCACUAUUCCAUGUAAAAAACGGUGUUACAGAUUGUUUGGGAAAGAAGGUUACCCCCUUGUAGACAUUAUGACGGGGGAAAAUGAACCGCCUCCUAAGGUAGGGGAAAGGAUUCUGUGUCGCCACCCAUUUAAUGAAUCCAAGAGAGCAUAUGUAGUGCCGCAGCAUGUUGAGGAGCUUCUAAGGUGUUUUUGGCCUGGCAGCCCUGAUAAAUUAAGAGACGAGUUACCACCACUUAAGGCGAUUAGAGAUCGUUGCAUCAGGCAGCUGGAACAAAUGCGGCCGGACCACAUGAGGAGACUUAACCCUACACCCUACAAAGUCAGUGUAAGCGCGAAGUUGUACGACUUCAUUCACUUCCUAUGGCUCAAUGAGGCACCUGUGGGGGAGUUGCUGUGAAGAUGGAUGAACAAGAUGUGCUGCAAAUGUGAUAUGAAAUGGAAUGCAAGUAGUGAUUCCAAUGAAAUUGGAGGAAUUUCAAACAGUAUGAAUUUAAAUGUUGAAUUAGCUAUGUAACUAUGGGGUUGAUAACUUUGAUCUUUCUCUUAUUGCUUAAUGAAAGAAAGAUAUGUUUGCUUCA
Molecule: messenger RNA, 2076 nt
Organism: Cornus florida
Lineage: Eukaryota; Viridiplantae; Streptophyta; Magnoliopsida; Cornales; Cornaceae
Product: nicotinate phosphoribosyltransferase 2-like
Exons: 15
Coding region: 186-1895 (569 amino acids)
Biological process (GO): NAD+ biosynthetic process
Molecular function (GO): nicotinate phosphoribosyltransferase activity
Source: RefSeq, a predicted model, not a curated record